Molecule: messenger RNA, 465 nt
Organism: Suillus plorans
Lineage: Eukaryota; Fungi; Basidiomycota; Agaricomycetes; Boletales; Suillaceae
Exons: 7
Coding region: 1-465 (154 amino acids)
Source: RefSeq, a predicted model, not a curated record
AUGGCUGCUACUAGUACCCAGCUAGCACUUGCAGUGAAAGAUUACGAAAAAAUGUGUGAAAAUGGUAAAAUAAUUGAGCUCACUGUGUGCAACAGUGAGCACGAAGGUUUCGGCAAUGAGCGCAGUGAGCAUUAUUUUUUGGAGGGCUGCAUUGUCUUCUACAACGUGUCCCCCUACUACUUACCUGGCACAUCAAAUGGUCAACAUCAAAGCAAAGAAGGGGGAUGCUAUUGUCCUUGUCUGGUCGAUGCCCGAGUCAUUCAGCUCAAAGAGUAUUUACAUUUUGCUUCCAAGAAUAGCGCUACCACCGGAAAAAUUACCAAAUUGGGAUAUUCCAAUAAUCUCACUAUUCCCACAUACCUCCCUGGCUCUACUGCUGCACCAGAGCUUUCCCCUUACUCACUCAUGUAUAUAAGACUAAAACAUAUUCGGUUUUUUGCCCCUUUAGCAGGGAAGCAAUUCUGA